Molecule: messenger RNA, 2907 nt
Organism: Trichechus manatus latirostris (Florida manatee)
Lineage: Eukaryota; Metazoa; Chordata; Mammalia; Sirenia; Trichechidae
Gene: CC2D1B
Product: coiled-coil and C2 domain containing 1B
Exons: 24
Coding region: 136-2772 (878 amino acids)
Biological process (GO): regulation of transcription by RNA polymerase II
Cellular component (GO): nucleus
Molecular function (GO): DNA-binding transcription repressor activity, RNA polymerase II-specific; RNA polymerase II cis-regulatory region sequence-specific DNA binding
Source: RefSeq, a predicted model, not a curated record
GCGAACAGCCUCCCGGGCGGGCGCUUCCUACCUCCGCUGCCGCCCGGGGCCGGCGGGAACCCAGGGCGGUGCCGGGCAAGAGAAGGCCCGGUUCGAUUUCGGAUCCGCCGCGAGAUAAGCAGCUAAGCUGCCAAGAUGCCGGGCCCAAGACGUCGGAAGGGUCCUCAGGCCGGUGGCCAGGGUGUGGCAGCUGCCAAGCAGCUGGGGCUCUUUGUGGAGUUCAACCCUGAGGACAUGCUGCUGGGAAUGGAAGAGGCCGAAGAUGACAGGGACCUGGAGGCGGAGCUGCUGGCCCUCACUGGAGAGAAAGGGACACCAGGCAGGAAGCCAGCACUGAAGGGGCAGGCCCCCCUGCCCAUGGCCCACAUCGAGAAGUUGGCGGCAGACUGUAUGCAGGAUGUGGAGGAGGAGGAGGAGGAGGAAGGGCUGGAGGAGGAUGCAGACCUUCUGACUGAGCUGCAGGAGGUCUUGGGUACAGAGGAGGAGGAGGCUGGGACCCUGGAUGGCGACGAGGCAGCCAGCCCAGGCGGCCCUGAGGAGGAGAAGGGGCAGGAAAGUGUUGACCCUCCAGUGCCGACAGCCCUCCUAACAGCACCAGUCCCAGCAGCUCAGGCUGAAAGGCCUGAGGGGCUGCAGGCCCUGCUGGAGGAGCGGAUCCACAACUACCGGGCAGCAGCAGCCAGUGCCAAGGAGGCAGGGGAAGCAGCCAAGGCGAGGCGCUGUGAGCGUGGCCUCAAGACUUUGGAAUCCCAGCUGUCUGCUGUGAGGAAAGGCAGGAAGAUCAAUGAAGAUGAGAUCCCGCCUCCAGUCGCCUUGGGCAAGAGGCCUCCUGCCUCCCAGGAAGCAGCCAGCAGGAACCCUGAGGCAGAUCCCCCAGGGCCCCCAGCCGUGGAGCCAGACAUCUCAUCCCAGCCUGAGACAAGCCCUCUGGGAAGCCCUGGCAUUUUUGCCCCACUGGAUUCAGAUCCAGACCAGCGGGCUCUGCUGUCAGCCCGACAGCGAGAGUACAAGGUGGCUGCCCUCAGUGCCAAACGGGCUGGAGAUCUGGAUCAUGCCCGAGAGCUCAUGAGGAUUGGGAAGAGAUUUGGUGCAGUCCUGGAGGCCUUGGAGAGGGGGCAGCCUGUGGACCUGAGUGCCAUGCCCCCAGCACCUGAGGACCUGAAGCCACAGGCCUCCAAGGCCCCCACAGCACCUGUAGUCGUACCCCCAGGAGUGGAGCGAGUACAGCCAGUGAUGGCCCCUGAGGCGCCAGCAACCCCAGCGGCCCCUGCAGAGCCGCAGACAGUGCUGGACGCCCUGCAGCAGAGGCUGAACAAGUACCGGGAGGCAGGCAUCCAGGCCCGGGGCAAUGGGGAUGAGCGCAAGGCCCGGAUGCAUGAGCGCAUCGCCAAGCAAUAUCAAGAUGCUAUUCGGGCACACCGAGCAGGACGGAAGGUUGACUUUGCUGAGCUGCCUGUUCCUCCAGGCUUUCCCCCAAUCCCUGGCCUGGGGCCCACUAAGGGCACUGCGGAGGAUGUGGUGGCAGCUACUCUAGCAGCUGCCCAGAAACUGGCCACGUCAGAGGAUACAGCCCCAGCAGAGGAAGAUGAGGAGGACGAGGAUGAGCCCCCAGCCCAGGCCCCAGUGGCAAAGAAGCCAGCACAGCCUCUGGUCCCUUCAUCCCGGCCACCGCCUGAGCCCAAGGCCUCGAGUUCUAAGGAGUCACUGAGUCCAUCUGGUGAGUUGGGGAGAAGAGGAGUGAAGGGUCUGGUGAGGAGCAGGCAUGGCCCCAACCAGUGUCCUUUCCCAUUAGUGAGGGAGCAGCUGGUGCUGCUAGAGGCACGGAAACUACAGUACCAGCGGGCAGCCCUACAGGCCAAGCGUGGCCAGAACCUGGAGCAGGCCAAGGCCCAUCUGCGGGUGGUCAAAGGCCUUGAGGCCCAGAUCCUCCAGGCCCGGGCUGGCCGCCCUGUCAGCCUCUCCAAGGUGCCUUCACCCUUGACGGAUGAGGAGGGUGACUUCAUCCUCAUCCACCACGAGGACCUGCGAAUCUCCCAGAAGGCUGAGGAGGUGUAUGCCCAGCUACAAAAAAUGCUUCUGGAGCAGCAUGAGAAGUGCCUGCUAUUCUCCAAGCAGUUCAUGCACCAGGGCAAUGUAGCUGAGACUACGCGGUUUGAGAAGCUUGCGCAGGACCGCAAAAAGCAGCUUGAGAUCCUGCAGCUGGCCCAGGCCCAGGGCCUUGACCCUCCCAGCCACCAUUUUGAGUUGAAGACAUUCCAGACUGUAAGGAUCUUCUCAGAACUCAACAGCACAGAAAUGCAUCUGAUCAUUGUCCGGGGAAUGAACCUCCCAGUUCCUCCAGGAGUGACCCCUGAUGACUUGGAUGCCUUUGUGCGGUUUGAGUUCCACUACCCUAACGCGGACCAGGCUCAAAAACACAAAACAGCUGUGGUGAAGAACACAAACUCUCCAGAAUUUGAUCAACUCUUCAAACUAAACAUCAACCGAAACCACCGGGGCUUCAGGAGGGUGAUCCAAAGCAAAGGAAUCAAGUUUGAAAUCUUCCACAAAGGGUCCUUCUUCAGAAGCGACAAGCUGGUCGGCACAGCCCACUUGAAGCUGGAGCGGCUGGAGAAUGAGUGUGAGAUCAGAGAGAUUGUGGAGGUCCUGGAUGGAAGGAAACCCACUGGGGGGAAGCUGGAGGUGAAGGUGAGGCUGCGGGAGCCUCUGAGCGGCCAAGACAUGCAAACGGUCACUGAGAACUGGCUGGUCCUGGAGCCCAGGGGCCUGUGAGCUGCCGUACUAGCCUUCCUGCUUCCCAAAGGAGAGAGUGGAGGAGGAAAGUAUUUUCGAUACUACUUAGUGAAGUAAACGGAAGGUUGUAUCUCGGGUUUGGUCCAUGCACCUAAGACUAAAAGACUGUUAACU